AUUAUCUAGUAGGUAGGCACUCUCCAAUCUUCAGUAAAUUUGUGGAUCACCAACCAAUUUUGCUAUAUUUUACAAACUCACUUAAGAUGGCCCGUCUCUAUGAUUCUCGCACCACGAUCUUUUCGCCGGAGGGCCGUCUCUACCAGGUGGAAUACGCCAUGGAGGCAGCCUCGCAGUCGGGCACCUGCCUGGGCAUCCUGGCCAGGGAUGGUGUCCUCUUGGCCACCGAGCGGACCACCAACAAGCUCUUGGACUCCAGCAUUCCUGCCUACAAGAUCUGUCGCUUGAACGCGGACACGGCCUGCUGUGCCACCGGCAACACGGCGGAUGGCAAUGUGCUGACCAGCGAGUUGAGAUUGAUCGCCCAGCGCUAUGCUUCCACCUACGGCGAGGUGAUCCCCUGCGAGCAGCUGGUCUCCAAUCUCUGCGACGUCAAGCAGGCGUAUACGCAAUACGGUGGCAAGCGGCCCUUCGGCGUGUCGCUGCUCUACAUGGGCUGGGACACCCGCUUCGGGUUCCAGCUCUACCAGUCCGAUCCCAGCGGAAACUACAGUGGCUGGAAGGCCACCUGCAUAGGCCGGAAGUCCGGAGGGGCCACGGCAAUGUUGCAGCAGGAACUGCUCCCCAAGGAAUACCUGAAUCCCUCCCUGGAGGACGCCAAGGAUGUGGCCAUCAAGGUUCUGGCCAUGACCUUGGAUGAGUUCAGCGCCUCCAGGGUGGAAAUGGUCACUCUGGAGCGCAUUGAUAACUUCACCAGCUGCAAAGUUCUGGGUGUUGCUGAGAUCCAAAGGCUCAUCGAGAAGUACAACAUCAUGCAGGCCCAGGCCGCUAGGCGAAUGCUGAGAUUGUUUUAGUUAUAUUUAUAUUUUUUAUGACCUGUUCUUUAUAGAGAAGUUAAAAUAAAUCAUACAAAUGUUGA
Molecule: messenger RNA, 919 nt
Organism: Drosophila biarmipes
Lineage: Eukaryota; Metazoa; Arthropoda; Insecta; Diptera; Drosophilidae
Gene: Prosalpha3T
Product: proteasome subunit alpha type-4-like
Exons: 1
Coding region: 87-854 (255 amino acids)
Biological process (GO): ubiquitin-dependent protein catabolic process
Cellular component (GO): cytosol; proteasome core complex; nucleus
Source: RefSeq, a predicted model, not a curated record